Messenger RNA from Trichoplusia ni (cabbage looper), 2533 nucleotides. RefSeq names its product 46 kDa FK506-binding nuclear protein-like. The coding region runs from base 186 to 1415 and encodes 409 amino acids. Lineage: Eukaryota; Metazoa; Arthropoda; Insecta; Lepidoptera; Noctuidae. The record is from RefSeq and is a predicted model, not a curated record. Gene Ontology annotation, molecular function: peptidyl-prolyl cis-trans isomerase activity; macrolide binding. The transcript is spliced from 8 exons. Gene Ontology annotation, cellular component: nucleolus; chromatin.
AUCCAUUACGAAUUCGUUGACGAAUGUGGUUGAUCUUGCUUUGCCGCGUUUGCCGUGAUCCACAUGUGAAGUCUAUAAAUUAAUAAAUAACGAAGCCAGCAAUUCUAGUCUUGCGUUAAUUUAACGCUUAGUGAUAACUUUAGUACUAUUAUCAUUUUCCAUAUCUGCUAAUAAUCAACGUCAAGAUGUUUUGGGGUUUGAUCAUGGAGCCGAACAAGCGGUACACCCAAGUGGUGGAGAAGCCGUUCCACAUCUCACAGGCCGCCAUGGACAUCUCCACAGGUGAUACUGAUCCCUGUCAAGUGAUGGUCGUGGUAGACGGCAAGAACUUCCUUGUAUGCACAUUACAGAAGGGCAGAAUCAUCCAGGUGCCCUUGGACCUAUACUUCAAGACUGGAGACAAUGUCUCCUUCUUGACAAAUGGUAAAUGUAAUGUCCACUUGACUGGUUACUUGGACCCUGAGUAUGAGGAUGAGUUGGAAGAAGAAGAAGAUGACGAAGACGAAGAUGAAGAAAUUGAAGAGGAUGAGGAGCCCCCAGCACCUAAAAACAAGAGAAAGCUGGAGAACAGCAAUGACGUAGCAGCUAAUAAAAAGGCAAAGUCUGAAAAGAAAGCUGGCAAAAAGGCAGCUGCUGCCAGCUCUGAAGAUGAUGAUGAUGACGAUGAUGAUCAGCUCCAGAAAUUCCUAGAUGGAGAGGACAUUGACACUGAUGAAAAUGAUGACUCAUUCAAAAUUAACACAACAGCUGAAGAUGACAGUGACGAAGAUGAGGAAGAAGACGACGACGAUGAAGAUGAUGAGGAUGAAGAAGAAGAAGAAACACCAAAGAAGAAGAAGAAGGCAGCGUCGUCAGAGUCAGCCGACACCACACUCGACACCAGCAAGGAGGAAGAGGUAGACGUGUCAAAACUCACCAAAUCACAGAAGAGACGGCUCAAGAAAAAGCUGCAGCAGCAAGCAAAACAGCCCCAAGUGAAUGGAGUUGCCAAGAAGGAUGAAGCUCAAAAGGCUGAAGCUCCUCAAAAGGCCGAAAAGAAGAAGCCUGAAGCAAAGCAAGAGGAGGAGAAAAGAGAAAAGAAGCAACUGACUGGGGGAGUUGCCAUUGAAGACCUGAAGGUUGGCACUGGACUUGCUGUAAAACCCGGCAAAGUUGUCACGGUUUAUUAUGAAGGUCGCCUGAAGCAAAACAACAAGAUGUUUGACAACUGCGUGAAGGGACCCGGCUUCAAGUUCCGACUGGGAGCCAAGGAGGUGAUCAGUGGUUGGGAUGUCGGCAUUGCUGGCAUGAAGGUCGGAGGCAAGAGGAAGAUUAUCUGCCCACCUGCGAUGGCUUACGGAGCCAAAGGUUCACCCCCAGUGAUCCCACCAAACUCAACACUAGUAUUUGAAGUUGAACUUAAGAAUAUCAAAUAAGUCAAAUAUACAUGGAAUGUGCCACUAUGUCAAGGACAUUGUUAUUUUGCUUUAAAUUUAAUGGUGAUGAAAGGAUUUUGAAUGGUUUUGCAGAAUAGCAAGCAUGUUUGUUAAGUACUACUCCAAUAUGACUUAUCUGCAAUAGAAUUAUUUUUGUAGAUGAAAUACACAAACAGGAUUUCAAUUUUUUUUAAUGCAGGUGUGUACAUAUAUUUGGGGGUACUGCACUUAAUUUUUAACACUCAAAUAUCCUUCAAAUUUAUGUAUACUCAAGAGGGUAUUUCAAUUAAUACAACUUAAUGUUGGCAACCCAGUGUUUUUGCAUGAGAAUGGCAACUAUUAGUACUACAGUCAGAACUCAAAAUAUUUAAUUUACUUCAUGAAUAAUAGUGUUGCAGAUGCAUCAUAUUUACUGUUAUACCAUGUAAGUUCAUUUUUAAGUUAGUGUAUAAGGAUUGAACUGGACAUAAUAAAUUUACACUCUUGGGUGUCCUUAAUGACACAAACAUUUUUAUCAAAUACUGUAAAAAGUUUGUAAUUUUUUUACCAAAAUUUUUAAGUUACUUGGAGCUAUCUUAUUAUUUUGAUUAGUUUGAAUGUGAAAAGUCUUAUUGUAAGUGUAAUGAUUUGUGUUAAAACAUAAGAACUGGCAGUAAAUAACAAUAGUAUAGUGUGGAAGCAGUAGCAAUUCCUAUAUAUAUAAAUAUACAAUAUAUUCUUGAUUCCGACUAUUAUUAAUAAGAACAUUCUUUAUUAGUAAGUUCUGUAACCCACACUUAAAUAGUUAACUAGUAGUCAUUUGGAGGAUAUUUUUAUAUUUUAGAAGACGCCCUGCAUUGCAAGUAUGGUGUAGGAAUAGUGAAUAGGCUAGACCUAAAUUCAACAUCAUACAAUAGGAAACUAAGAUCCAAUAUAGGUAAUUUGUAUUGUUAGAUUAAUAAGAUUAGUCUAGUUUUACAUGUUAGCCUUGUAUUGAGUGUAUGGAAUUUUAAUGUGUCAAUAUGAAUAGAUAACUUUUCAAUUUUACUUCUUAUUUCUAAUCAAUACAUUCAGUGUAUCUUAUUAAUACUGGUAAGACUUGUAGCCAUCUUGAUCAUUAAAUAAAAGUCAGAACUUCA